AACUGGUCACUGCACCGUCAUCAGCUGCUCGACAGUUUAACUUUGAACUGAAGAUGCAAUGAGUGAACUCAAGCCCGAGGAAACUGUUGCUGCGGCACCUGUGGAGAACUCUGAGGAAAACCCAGCUUUUACCAUCGUGGUGUCGGAUCAGAGCCUGUUCAACAUGGUGGAAGAUGGAGUGGAAGCUAAGGAAGAGGAACCCCUGAAGCCCGGAGCUGCGUUCCCCUUGGUCAAGGCGCUGAUGCAGGUGAACGAGCGUCUGAGACUUCUGCGUCCCGACAGCGAGGAGUUAUUCGACAUCGUCCUGAUGACCGACAGUCGCGCUCAAGUCGGGCUCCGCCUCACCAACAGCAUCAAGCACUACGAGCUGACCGUCAAGAAGUUUGACAUGAUGGAAGGGAUGAGUCUGAUCGAGUCCCUCAGGGCCUGUAAGGCCAAGCUGUACCUGUCCAAGGACCCGGAGAAAGUCACCGAGGUCAUACAGGAAGGGAUCGGCGCCGGCACGAUGUUCACGCCCGACACCAUGCCAGACCUGAGCGUCGAGCAGCUGCGGGUGGCGUUCGAUGGAGACUCUGUGCUUUUCUCCAACGAGUCUGAAAGAGUCUAUCAGCAGCGGGGACAGAAUCUGGAUGCUUACUUUGCCUAUGAGAAAGAGCAUGAGGACACGCCUAUCACCGACGGUCCCCUCAAGUGCUUCCUGGAGGUUCUGGUGAAGUUCCAGAGGAAGCUCAGUCCCAACAAUGAGGACCAGGGUCCGAUCCGGACCUUCUUGGUGACGUCCCGUAGCGAAGGCACAUUCGCCGAAGCCAGGGCGAGGAAGACUCUGCGCAGCUGGGGGCUGGAGCUGGACGAGCUUUGGUUCCUGGGCAGGGAUCCCAAAGGUCCUGUGCUGCAGGAGAUCAAACCCCACAUCUUCUUCGACGACCAGAUGAAACACAUCACUGGGGCCGUGGAGUCUGGCACCAUCUCGGCUCACGUCCCCUACGGCAUCUGACAGAAGUAGAUCCUGGCUCAGGAUUGCAAGGAAUUUUGAAUAUAUUUAUAUAUGUUUAUAUUCCUGGAAGUAACACAUCUGUAAUGUCUGUAAUUUUCUAAGAGUUUUGGGCAGAUAGCGCCACCUAGUGGGCUCUGAAAGAAAUGACUCUGUUUCAUGAAGCCUCACUAGCGAUGAGGACACAGCAAGUGUGGUAAGUACAUGACUUACAGAUGUUAAAAGUAGUGGUCAAUGCAGAUAGUAAUGUGGGCGGGACCUCACUCAGAGGCAUGAGAGAGCAGCAGCUCUGUGGUCACCUGCUUCAUGCUUCACGGACACCAUGGCUUGAAUUUCUGUUCUCCUUUGGUUAUGGUUUGUGAAAGCAAACGUUUGCUCAGGAUCGUAGUGUUGCUGUUUUUCAAACAUCACACAGGUGGAGUUGGCUGUAACUUCUCUGCUUCAGUCGGCAUCUGCAACAGUAGAAGACAUAUUGGAUUCAGUUAGUGAGGCUUCAAGCUGCCACUGAGGGCUAAUAAGAAAACAUUCAUUGAGCAGCAAGUUAAAAAUCACAUCAGACCUGAGUAGCGCUAGCCGCGGCUACAGUGGCGGGAAGAAGGUUGUGGACACAAUCUCAAAUACAGUGGUGCCUCGGAUUUCGAACGUCUCAGAAUUCAAACAAAAAUUUCGAGAUUUUUUUGCUUUGGAUUUCGAACGAAAAUGCAGAACUUGAACGCCCCGGAAAAAUGCCGGAAAAAACAUAAGGCACGCGGAGCGAUCAGCUGACCCCGACGUGCUCUGUUAUUGUGUAUAACGCAGCCUCUGUAUGCAGACGUGUCCCGUUAGUUCCAUUUACUGACUGUUUUUUCUUCCUAUUGAGGUGUAAAACCUUUCCUGUCUCCACACUGGACCGUGGUAGAGUGUCACAGGGGAGGUGCUGGAGCGCUCACUCCAGGGUUUGAUGUCCUGUUGUGGGCUGGAGCUGGGACAGGGAUGAGGCCAGUCUGGGACAGAGCGUGACUUGGUUUAUGACUUUGUCACAGCCAAACUGCACAGAAGCGCACAUUCAGAGCUGGACACGCACCGGGCACCUCUUCACUUCUGGAGAGACCUCACUCACUCGGCAACCACAUGCAGCGGCCACACACAUAGAGGAACAGCCACCUGCAGCAGACACUCUACAUUCACUCCUACAAAAGACUAGUUUAAGGCUUGGAACGCAUUAUUGCUUUUUCCAUUCAUUGUCAUGGGAAAAAUCCAUUCAGAUUUCUAACAAUUUGCUUCUCGAACGGCCGUCUGGAACGGAUUGUGGUCGAGACCCCAGGUACCACUGUACUAUUAAGUUGGUUUUUGUUUAUUUCAUACAAGAAAAAAUAACCACUAAAACUAAAGUCUUGACAGUAUGUCAGUUCUCAACAUUGUUGGCGUCAAAGUCAACGAACAAAGUGUUCAAACUUGAACAAAAUAAAGAAGCCCUCCCAUCAUAAGACUGAUAUGUUGUAGUCCUGCUGUUGGAACUCAACCGAACGCAGUACUGUAACAACAAAGCAACCGUCAUGAAUACGGGCCACGGGUCACCGCCAUCUGACCAGUCAGUCAUUUUCUUUGUUUCGAGGACUGACUUUUUGGGAUGUCACUUUUUUUGUGCCUUGCAGAAAUGACCAAAAGGGGGCGCUCCCGUGAUUUUGCAAGAUUGGACGAUGGAAGAAGCUCCUGGUUUUCAGAGACAUACAUUGUUCGGUCAUAUCCGUCCGGCCAUAACAUUACGACCACCUGCGUAACCUAAGGGUUAAGACGCAGCAGAGGGAACUGGAUGAUCCAGCCCAGUGAGUUUACAGCUGUAAACAACAAUGUCAACAACCACUGUCCCCUCCAGGUGGCGCUGCGAGGCGGAUACUGUUCAACUCUGAUUUAUCUUCUGGUAAGUUUGGGUUGUGGAGGAGCCGAAGAUGUUGAGGUGAGAACUGGGACUAGUUCUGUUCCCUCUGAUUCUGACUCCAACGGAAAUGUUUUGACGGUGAAAAUCCUCCACAACACCUCCGUAUUUCGGGUGAAUAUCGCACCUGUACGUCUCGCACUUUCCCUGCCAACCGUGGUGUGAUAGCUUCAGCUGAGAUUCUGUUUUUCCACAAAUGGCCAGGGUCAGGUUGACUCAUUUCCUCUCCAGAUAACAGGGGGUUGGGCUGCUGCACGCCAUGAAGCUGUACCUCAGAGCGCAGGUGGGGGCGCUCUCGGUUCAAGAAUGACACAUAGCAAGAGCGCCAUCUAGUGGAGGCUGCUUCAUGAAGCUUCGUCACGAUCCAGUGCUUUGUCUUCUACUGUGUUUGUAAACAAAGGGUUGAGGCUUUGAGGCGGGGGACACCCUGGAAAGGUGACACGGACGGAACCUGCCGCUGCAGUGGUUCCUGAACAGAGAGCCUGGAUAGCAACAGGCUGCUCCUCGAGGGAAACUUGUCCACAUUUGAAUUCAACAUUUCUUCCUGCAGUUUAACAUUCCUGCCAGUCGUCGGUCUCUGCAGCCUCCAGGAGAGUCGCGGCUAACCGGCUGUUGCCAUGGAUACCCAGUGCUGACACCAAAAAAAGGCCCUGUGAGGCUGGUUGAAGAUGGAAUUAAGAGGAGGGGAUGAGAGGCGACGGUGGCGCGAGCAUGUAGAUCCCAUCGCCGCUGUAACUGGCGGCGUGUCAGCAGGGAAAGUUCCCAGGACGGAAACUACAGCCAUGGAAACGGUUUCCUCUGCAGCUGCCGCAUUCAUCUUCCUGACAAGCUGUUUGUUCCCAAGGUUUUCUGGGGGUGGGAGGCCGUAGUAAAAGUUCUUUAUGGGGACCAAGGUGUGUGUGUGUGUGUGAGCGCUUCAGGUGGUCCAGGGGGCGAUAGAGGUUUGGUUUAAUGAAAGAUGCUCUACGUCACCUGCCACUAUGAUGGUGAUGAUGAUGAUGAUGAUGAUGAUGAUGAUGAUGAUGAUGAUGAUGAUGAUGACUCAAACUGUUUCCUCCC
This is a messenger RNA of Synchiropus splendidus (mandarinfish), 3965 nucleotides long. Its product is annotated as cytosolic 5'-nucleotidase 1A-like. Gene Ontology annotation, cellular component: cytoplasm; cytosol. NCBI's taxonomy places the organism in Eukaryota, Metazoa, Chordata, Actinopteri, Syngnathiformes, Callionymidae. The record is from RefSeq and is a predicted model, not a curated record. The transcript has 5 exons. The coding region runs from base 59 to 994 and encodes 311 amino acids. Gene Ontology annotation, biological process: adenosine metabolic process; nucleotide metabolic process. Gene Ontology annotation, molecular function: 5'-nucleotidase activity; nucleotide binding; magnesium ion binding.